Molecule: messenger RNA, 1823 nt
Organism: Lampris incognitus (smalleye Pacific opah)
Lineage: Eukaryota; Metazoa; Chordata; Actinopteri; Lampriformes; Lampridae
Gene: calm1a
Product: calmodulin 1a
Exons: 6
Coding region: 126-575 (149 amino acids)
Molecular function (GO): calcium ion binding
Source: RefSeq, a predicted model, not a curated record
ACGCGGCAGUUGUGCGGCCCUUUCCACCCUCUCUUAGCUCGACCGUGCGGUGUUAGCGGCAGCCGUCCAUCUCCUGUACCCCCCCGUUAGCCUUAGCGGACCGACAGCGCCGGCGCCUAGCAGACAUGGCUGAUCAGUUAACAGAAGAGCAGAUUGCUGAGUUCAAGGAGGCCUUCUCCCUUUUUGACAAGGAUGGGGAUGGAACAAUCACCACUAAGGAACUGGGCACUGUCAUGAGGUCACUGGGUCAAAACCCCACCGAGGCAGAACUCCAGGACAUGAUCAACGAGGUGGAUGCUGAUGGCAAUGGGACCAUUGACUUCCCAGAGUUUCUGACAAUGAUGGCGAGGAAGAUGAAGGACACAGACAGUGAGGAGGAGAUCAGGGAGGCCUUCAGGGUCUUCGAUAAGGACGGUAAUGGUUACAUCAGUGCAGCAGAGCUGCGUCACGUGAUGACCAAUCUCGGGGAAAAGCUAACAGACGAAGAGGUGGACGAGAUGAUCAGAGAAGCUGACAUUGACGGAGACGGACAGGUCAACUAUGAAGAGUUUGUCCAGAUGAUGACCGCCAAAUGAGGUGGCCCUCAAACACAAAGAAUCAGUCAAAUGUUUUACUUACCUCUUAUUGCAAAAAUCUACAUUUAUUCAUGCCGUUUCUGUAUAGAAAACUUAAACUGAAUGUUGAAAAACUAAAAAAUCUGUCCAUAUAAACGAGUUAAAAAAAAAAUUAAAAAUGCAAAAAAAGUAAAUGAAUCUGCAUGUACUGGCUUGUAUUCCCGCCCCCAGCCCUGAGCUGCCCAAUCAAAUUACUACUUGUUAGCUGAGCAGCCAAUCUGCAGCCAGAUAGUUUGGCAACUGUUCCCCUGCUUCCUGGUUCCAUCUGCGUGAUGUCAUGAUUAUUUGGGCUGGCCAAUCACCUUUCAUAUAUUAACUUCCUUUUUUUUCUGUUCUUCAUGCAUGCAGCUUGAGACAGGUUUAUUGCGGCAGCGCUGACAGCGGAAAACUGUCGGCGGUCCUCAAAAGACCUUAGGUUGUGGAGAGGGAGGGAAGGGAGGGGUAGUGGGGAAUGGUUGAGGCUCUGCAGGGAGAAAGAGCGAGAGAACGAGAUGGGAGUGAAUGAACCAGUGAAAUCUUUGCAGUUUGCUUGUCUAAAUGAACUAAAUGACAGAUAUUUUUAAGAAAACGUUUCGAUUAAAUAAAAAAAAAAACUCAUUUUAGAUUCUAUGUGUCUGGCAUGUCAGAAUACUUGCUCUAUUCUUUGAUCUUGUGUGUUUACCUUUUUUUGGCGGGGGGGAGGGGUGAAGUUGGGUGGGGGGCUGGAUUAUUAGCCCCUUGGCAGGUGGGUGACUUCUAGACUGUCGGAGGGAAUUGGGUAGGCCCAGAGCUGACACUAAGGUGAUUUUUGAGGCAGUAUAAGUGGUCAGUAUUGCUUUCAACCAGGUAGUCGAUUGAAAACUGAGUUGGAAAAAAAAAACACAACCUUACAGCACAUGUAGACUGAAGAGAACAGAAGUCACAGAUGAAUUGUGGAUGUUUCUAUUUAUAAAGGAAAUGUUUCCGUCCGCAUGUAUUGCCUCAAACGUUGCCUGUGUGUCAUAAUUUUACAGGGUGUUGAUUUCAGUUUAGUGGGCACGGGGCCGGUGCUUUGCAGCGUUUCUAUGUGUGUGUGUGUGCGUGUGUAUGUGUGCGUGCGUGCGUGGAUGUGUGUGCGGGGGGCAAGGCCCGGCCCAGUCCAACUGUUCUGUUCAGUUCAGUUGAUCUGCAUUCCAAGUUGUACAUGCUAGUCUUUACAUUUUGUUUUUCCAAUAAAACAUCAUGAAUUAA